Messenger RNA from Gadus chalcogrammus (walleye pollock), 8624 nucleotides. Its product is annotated as phosphatidylinositol-binding clathrin assembly protein. Gene Ontology annotation, molecular function: phosphatidylinositol-4,5-bisphosphate binding; clathrin heavy chain binding; SNARE binding. NCBI's taxonomy places the organism in Eukaryota, Metazoa, Chordata, Actinopteri, Gadiformes, Gadidae. The transcript is spliced from 19 exons. Gene Ontology annotation, cellular component: synaptic vesicle; extrinsic component of presynaptic endocytic zone membrane; clathrin-coated pit. The record is from RefSeq and is a predicted model, not a curated record. Bases 1388 to 3259 code for a protein of 623 amino acids. Gene Ontology annotation, biological process: clathrin-dependent endocytosis; clathrin coat assembly; synaptic vesicle budding from presynaptic endocytic zone membrane.
UUAUUUGUCGGGGGUCAAAUCAGAUAGGCGAGCCUAUAAUACCCUCACCCCACAACAGUCUUGUUUGAAUCAUUUCCUACAUACAUUCCUUUGCGACGCCAAUCCGAGACACCUUAAAACCCCGCUCACAGUCUGGAGCUCUCGUCCAAUAGACUUGGAGCGAGAUCAGCUGAUUUUUUCACGCUGCCAUUUUGUCCGGCGGAGCAGCAGCCAGUCAGUCGGUGUUGUAAAGCGGUGCCGAAAGCCACGACUUGGGAAAGACUUCCACGCACACACAUACACACGCAUACACACACACCAACCCUAAACCGGAGAGCGCCAGGGGAUCCAACCGACCGAUCAUGUGUAAAAACGAUCCGAUCUUCAUGGCGGAAGACAAAAGUUGUUGAGACUCGGGAGCGCAGGAGGAAGAGGGAUCCGCGAACGAACCUGUCAUUCGGAUCACGGCGGCGGGCCACAGACUCGGGAUUUUCGGACUGUCAGACCCCAGAGGCUUGGCUGUCUGGGCUGCAUUCCCCACUAGCAUUGUGGUGGCUAUCCCAGCGAGCUAACAGAGGAAUAUACUCUUCACUUGUUUCAUUUCUGGUGGAAAGCAACCCGGACACAAUUGCCCAACCCCUGAGGUAACAGGACCCGUUCAGUCUAAAGGAGUCCCUUCUUCGAGUCCACACCACUUUUCCCUCGUCGCUCGGGGGAGCUGAGAGCGAACACUCCCUGCGGUACCAGGGCCAAGGCUCAUGUGGACCAGUGGACGUGGAGGACCCGGGAUGUCCGGUUCAGAGCUGGGCUCAAUACUCUGAUUUAUAACGGACCCUCUUCGUUACUAGGUGAUUGAUCGGACUUGUAAAUCGCUUAUUUGAACCAACAACAGGACGUACAAGUCAGGCCAGCUAUGUGCAUUUGUGGCCAGAAAGUGAUUUUCAGUGUUUACAACUUCCACCGUGGGACUGUGUCCGCCGGGUUCGAGUCCUGCAACACUAACAUUAGCUAACGUUCAUACAAACCCCUUUUUAGACUAGACUCGUUUGUUAGUCCAUAGGUGAAGUUAGUGUGGAGGAAUAAAAGUGUCGGCCUACCGCUGAGCACCCAGUCGGGACAGGCUUGAGAUUUGAAUGUUGGGGUUUUAAUACCGAGCUUAUUCGACACAUUCUUUGCCUUUUGGAUUAUUGCGACCUGUGACCUGUCACACACGGCGAUCACACGGCACAUACUUCCCUGCGUUAACCUUAAAGUGGCCGAAACGACCUCAUCCGGAGGUGUAUCUGCCCACCGCUGGUACUUGUACUUGUGAGUGGAGUCACGUAACGAUCCCUGAGGGAGCAAUCAAUCGAUUUGAUCAUUAUUGGGCUAUUUUAGCUGAGUGGAGGAAAGGAGCUUAGAGAGGAGAAUGUCGGGCCAAUCCAUCACGGACCGGAUCGCCGCCGCUCAGCACAGCAUGACCGGCUCAGGGAUCAGCAAGGCGGUGUGUAAGGCGACCACUCAUGAAGUCAGUGGACCAAAGAAGAAACAUCUGGAUUACUUGAUCCACUGCACCAAUGAGAUGAACGUGAGCAUCCCCCAGCUGGCCGACACGCUGUUCGAGAGGACCGCCAACUCCAGCUGGGUGGUGGUCUUCAAGGCCCUCAUCACCACACACCACCUCAUGAUGUACGGCAAUGAGCGUUUAAUCCAGUACUUGGCGUCCAGAAACACCCUCUUCAAUCUCAACAACUUCCUGGAUAAAGGAGCCCUUCAAGGUUACGACAUGUCUACCUUCAUCCGGCGGUACAGCCGCUACCUGAACGAGAAGGCCAUGUCCUACCGGCUGGUGGCGGUAGACUUCACCAAGAUGAAGAGAGGGAUCGAUGGUGUGAUGCGCACCAUGAACAUCGAGAAGCUGAUCAAGACCCUGCCCAUCAUCCAGAACCAGCUGGACGCUCUGCUGGACUUUCAGGCCAGUCCCAACGAGCUGUCCAACGGUGUGAUCAACGCAGGCUUCAUGCUGCUCUUCAAAGACUCCAUCCGUCUGUUCGCCGCCUACAAUGAGGGAGUCAUCAACCUACUAGAAAAGUACUUUGACAUGAAGAAGAAUCAGUGUAAAGACGCGCUGGAUAUCUACAAGAAGUUCCUCUGUCGCAUGACCAAGCUGUCCGAGUUCCUCAAAGUGGCUGAGCAAGUUGGAAUAGAUCAGGGUGACAUCCCCGAUCUCUCACAGGCCCCCAGUAGUCUCCUGGAUGCUCUAGAGCAGCACCUGGCCUCCCUGGAGGGGAGGAAGACCAAGGAGCUCAGCGCAGAUAGGGCCUCCACGCUGUCCAGCGCCGUGUCGUCCCUGGCCACCACGGGGAUGAGCUUCAGCCGCAUGGACGAGAAGGAGAAGCAGCAGGCGCUGGAGGAGGAGCAGGCCCGGCUGCAGGCCCUGAAGGACCAGCGCCUGAAGGAGAUGAACACGCAGACUCCGCCCUCCUCCUCCCCCAGCAGCCAAUCAGUGAGCAGCGGCAACAACAACCACAACCACGUCACACACAGCUCAGAGUUCUUCACACCGACGCCAUCCAACAGUAUGCCCAGUCUGAACAGCGACCUGUUUGACCUGCAGCCAGCGUUCAUCCCUGCAGUGCACAGCAACCCCUCCUUAAACACCACCACCAGUGCCUGGGGAGGGAUGGAGAACCAGUCGGUACCGCCUCCCGCCGCCGUGGCCAUGGCGGUAGAUUUUGACGCUGUGUUUGGGAAUAAGGCGGCCCCUCCGAGUAACAAUGGCACUCAGCCUGCACCUGGGUUUGAUGCUCUGGGGGAGCUCCUGAAGCCCACCAUGCCCGCCCACGGCGGCCCCCCUCCCCCCGCCAUGGCCUUCCACCCCGGGGCCAAGCUGCUGGCCUCCGACCUGGACUCCUCCCUCGCCAACCUCGUGGGCAACCUGCAGUUUGGUGGGACACCCAUCAAGAAUUCGUUGCUGUUCAGGCCCGACAUGCAGUGGAGCCAGCAGGGGGAGAAGAAGCUGACCGGGGGCCACAACUGGCAGAACAAGACCAUGUCCACCACGCCCUGGACCUCCGCCCCCAUGGCGCCCCAGCCCAUGCCCGUGCCGGUGAGUCCAUCUCCCAUGGCGUUUCCCAUGGCAACACCACAAGUGCCUGUUUAUGGAAUGGUCCCGCCCCAGAUGGCCCAGAUGGGCGGAGUCUCAGUCAUGGCCCCUCAGCAAAUCAUGUACAACCAGCCGGUCCUCAGACCCACCAACCCCUUCGCCCCCAUGCCUGGAGCCCAGAUGCAGUUCAUGUAGACCAUGCAAAGCAACGUGCCAAAAAACAACAAACAGGAGAAAAGGAGCGAGAGAGAGAGGGCGAGCGAGAGACGGACUGAAUAGGGCAGAAUGAGGAGUGACACCGGAAAGGAGGAAUACAAACAAGGAGGAUGGAGGGAUGAAACGGGGGCUAAAGUUCAUGGAUAUAACAAGGUGUUGUCUGAAACAACGUGUGUGUGUGUGUGUGUGUGUUUGUGCAUGCCUGUGUGUGUGUGUGUCUUAUUUUCUUGUGUUAGAGUAGAGAUUUGUAAACGGUUAUUGAAUGAAUGUGGUGUCAUAGUAUAAGAGGGCACUUGAGCUUGAGAGAAAGACUUACAUAUAAUAUAUAUCAUGAGAGAGAGUGUGUGUAUUGCUGCCCUCUGCUGGUGAUACCAGGUAGUGCAGAUGGAGUUGAUUAACCUAAUUUCAAAAUGGUGCUAUUUUGUCCUCUCUUGGAUCCCAUAGGCCUGAAAUGGCAGGAGGAAUGACGAGGACAAGAGUGUGUUUGUAAGGUGUGUGUGUGUGUGUGUGUGUGUGUGUGUGUGUGUGUGUGUGUGUGUGUGUGUGUGUGUGUGUGUGUGUGUGUGUGUGUGUGUGUGUGUGUGUGUGUGUGCGCGUACACCAGUUGUUUCAGAAAAACUGAGAUCUUUGUGACGUUUAGCCCUGUCUUCAUCCCUCUUCCAUCCCUUCAUCUCAUUGGCUGUCGGUGUGGCACCACUGGCCAAUCACAGCCCGGCCCUAGAGACAGUUAGUGUGGUUAGUUUCUCCUGCAUGUUCAGGUCCGAUGAUGCUAAUUAUCUUUGUGUUUUUUGACUAGGCUCGCUCUGAGAUGUCAUGUAAAAAAAUGUUCUUGCUUCGAUCUAUUGGGAAAUGUAUCAGAAAUUGUUACUUUUUAUUUCUUUCUUUGACUCAUUGUAACUCAUGUCAUUUUUUUGUAAAGUUAUACAUACAUACAGUACAUAUACAUGUAUCAAUAUGUCUAUAUCUAUAUAUAGAUGUGUUGAUGUAUACUUCAACAUAAGGACCUGGACUAACCAUGAUAUAGUAUUCUGACAGGGUCCUUGCCAGAGUCCGUUCAUUACUUUUAUUUUGAAAGUGAUUUUGGUGCUUCGAUAUCCUGCUGGGAUUCUACCUAUGCCAACUUCUCGUGUGCGUCUGCCAACAUGCAACCGGCUAAUGUCUGGAAACACGUGAUAACCUGCUGUGACUCACAGCCACUACCUAACCACACAGAGCUAGAUGCAAGAUUGUAUGUCUAAACAUUGAUUGAUUCAUCAAAGCAAGAGCGUAGUGUCCUUAUGGAACGAGACAUGGCGCCUUUUCAAAGCAAGAGCGUAGUGUCCUCAAGGAACGAAAUGUUGAGCCUUUUCAAAGCAAGAGCGUAGUGUCCACAAGGAACGGGGCAUUGAGGCUUUUCAAAGCAAGUUCCCAGAAGGCGCUAUUGACUUCUCCUUGUUCGCACCUGAAUCAACUUAUCGGCGAAACCACGUGCAUUCGACCUAAGCGCGGAUCUAAACAGCCGCAGAGGAAUAGAGUAAUAUGAAUGUUAAUGACUCAUAUCGGAUGUGUUUGCAUUAUAUUGCACUGAAUUGUACGCAAGUAUUUGUUUGUUUGCUUUUCGGUUUUUUAAUUACGUGAUUUAGCAGCGGACCAAAAAAGAAAACUGUCACUGUCCGUGUGUCGGUCGAGCAAGAUCUAAAAUGGAUCCUCCUUCAAGUCUGUUGCUCACCAACGCUCUGAUGUCAAAGUGUUAAAAAACGUGUGUUAGUGUAAACGCAGAUAUCCACCGUGGUCGUUCCUAAACCAAAUGCAACCGAUGUCAGGCUGCCACCUGUAAAUGUAUGUGUCAAUCUUACAGCCGGUGUACGUUUUGAUGUGCGUAUGCAGUAACACAUUGGGAUCUGUCGGGUCGGCCCAUUGGUCGGGUGGUAUCUGUCGGUCAGACCGGUUGGUCGGUGACCUUAAAUGUGAGCCGGUGAGUUUGGAUGCAGUGAUUAGUUGGGAGAUGUCUGUUGUGGUUGUCGCAAAAUAACAUGCAGAACUUUUGCACUGAGCUAUUCGGCAAAGAACCCCUGACUCCAGCAUAGAUGGACGAUUUUUACCUUUUCUAUAUUUUGGGAGGGCGAGGGGGCUGUCAUCGUAAAGGUAUUUAGAACGUUGGGGUAUGAUUUCAGGUUUUCCCUUGGAGAUAAUUUGAAGUCGUUGGUUGAAAUAAGAUGGAUUGCUGGUCUAAUUAGAAUGAAGGGAAGUGGAUUUAACUAUUAUCAACUUUUGGUUUUGGUUGGUUUGAAUCCCCAGUUCCUGGCCUGUAUGCAGUGUAGUCCUACCUUUAGUGAACAUCUGCUUAUUGGUGGAUCAUUUUCACGUGGUUAAGCAUGACAAUUGUAGCCAGUGCGCUCAGAGAAGAGUGUCUGAUCAUGUGAUGGAAGGGGGGGGGACUUCAUAGGAACUCUUAUUUUAUACAAUGCGACUAACGGUAAGGUUUACAUAUCAUUACGGCGCAGGUAGGGUUUGGAAGGGAUCUCCCCUGACUAGCUGUAGGCAUCGCUACAGCUAGUCAGAAGACUUUGGGAAGUUGGUUGGGAGCUUACAGGUCAAACCAACCAUAUGAUCCUAUGUAUUGAGAACCUUUAACAUGGCUUUGCCAAAAUCUCAGCCCACAUUCAGAAAGAAAACAUGACCUCCAUCAGCCCUGAAACAGGAAGGAACAGGAAGCGCGACAAGUCGACCCAUCAGGAAAGGGAAGAAACCUUGAGGAACACGCAAGAGUGAUCUACCCUUUUUAUCCCCUGGUCAUCUCGUAGUGCCAUUGCAGAAUAUUAGUGACGUUACAGCUCCUGUGUACAUUUCUAACCAGAGCGGCGCUUCUGUCUCUUGUUGCUAGUUGUCUUUCUAGAAUAUGUUAAGCCGGCUUUUAUCCUCUCCGACUUGAGGACAAAAAGCUUUGUAAAAAAUAACGUUAAUAGUUCGCAAUUCUUCUGGUCUUCUUUCAUCGUUGUCGAGUAUUUUGUGCUCUUAGACGCUUGCUAUGGUCGUCCCGUGUUUUCCUCUAGAACUUGGUAGUUUUUCCCCCCACAAAGCCCUCGUGAUACAUGUAGCCGAUUCAUGUGCGUCUAGCUUGUGUGGUCCUCGCUAUUUUACAAUAAUGCUAGCUGUGUAGUCUCGCAAUGUCACAAGAAAAACGUGCUUCUUAACAACUUUAGCGCUGUAUCUCCCCAACUCUCGCUUUCCUUUUCUGGUGUGAGUGUCGAUAGCUAGCUUUUCUAACUCUUUCUACCUUACCCGUUUAGCGUCUCCCCCCCCCACAGGGCUUCUUGGAAGGGAAGUCAACUCUGCCGAUGUCAAGCUCAACGAUUUCAGAAUGUCGAUCAAAUUAGAACAAAGAAGGGAACACCGCCUCUAACGUGUAGGUCCUUUUUGUUAAAAUGAACCCAGUCAUGUCAAUAUUUUUCUUUCAUUUUCUAUCUUUUCCAAAUGGAUUUGGAAAAUGUUGGUAAGAUUAAAAAUAAAAGUUUGGAGCUUUGCGGCUGCCUUGUUUUCAUUAAAUCAAUGAUACCACUGCCGUUUUAUCGAUUACCAGUCAUUGCAGUAAUCAAAGAUCUAGUACUAGAUAGUUCCAGGAACCAGGUUGGAAGUAUGGAGGAACAGGAAGUUUCUUAGGGUUGGAGAUGAUGAGAUUCAUGAUUGUUUUUAGAUAAAAAAUUUCAGUUAUCCCUUAACUAAAACCACUUGGGAACUUAAAAUAAGUUCCCCAAUUGUCCCUGAAAUACGCACCUACGGGGUUUGACGGGGUUCAAAGUUCUUCCAUCAGAUGGAACUAAUUCUCCAUGUAGACUUUUUGAUAUUUAUAACCACAUGAAGGUUCCUGGUCAUUGUAGCCACUGGUCACGCUAUAAAUUAGCCUUAAAUAACUUAUCUUAAUGUCUGGAUAUUGGAGGUAACUUAGCUAGCUGCUAACGUUUGGUUUUUUGGAUGUCCCUGAAACGACCGGAGGGGGAUGGUCAAAGGGAUUGCUCACGGCUGCUGAAAGUGGGAUAUGGAUCUAAACGUGUCGAGGCAGCUCGGCGACUAAGCUAGCUGGCUGUCCUCCCAUCAGGAUUGUACAGUAACUGUACAGAAACAACACUUCUCAUUUGGCAUGUCGGCGUCGCUUCAUUUCUUUGAUAAGUGGUUUGGGUCCUUUGUUCUCUACCUCUCCAAUUUUUGGUUUCUCUUUGCGUUUUUAUACUCUGCAUGACGGCCUGCUCUACUGCAAGAUCAGCAGUUCUGCGUCUGUGCUUGCAGCCCACAGGUGGCUCUUAGGAGUGGAGGCCCGACUGUCCUUGAAUCACGAUCGAUAGCAUGAUGUACAGCUAACAAAGGGAGUCAGCUGAGCUCAGAUUGAAACACAACAGGACUACAGACCACUGUGGUCCAUCCCAGUAGCUAAUAGCCGAGACUGCAGGCUAUAAAACGUUAUCAGUGUGGUUGAUUUACCCAACUACAGUGUUUGGCUCCGAAGCCCUUUAUUCAAGUCAUUUAUCCUGAAUUCGAACUAGCAACCUUUUUUACUUUAUUUUACCAACUUAAUAACAAUUAGGAUACUGCCUGCCACCCACCCACUUCCUCAAAUAUGAAAAUGUAUUUAUGGGGGGGGGGGGGGGGGUGAACCCCCUCCCAACAACAGGAGAUGUGAUCAAUUGUUUCUGCUUUGCCCAGGGCCGACAGACUGCGGGUGUAAAGCCCAGUUCAGACCAAAGAUUUACCUUGCAACGGCUUGCGACGAGACAGGCUGCGACGUUCUAAAACUGGGCCGUUCACACUGGCUGCAACGGGCUGCGACGCUAGGUGGUUUCCCAAGCAACUGUGAACGCUCUGGCACAGCUGAGAGCCGCAACAGCAUAAUUUGCCCAGGUUAGGUUAGAUUAGUUAGGUUUGCGAUUAGUUAGGUUUGCAGGUUUGUUUUAGUUGUGAGGUUAGUUUUAUUUUUAUUUUGCUUGAGAGUAGGCUAGAGUUACUGUGUUUUGUCAUUCUCCGGAUAUCGGAUAUUUCAAUCUGAUAUUUUUAUAGACAGUACGGUACCGGGAAGGAGUGAGGCCGUGACGUACAAGUUGUUCUGUGCUGUGAUUGGCUGAAGAGAAAUAGUUAAAUCGCCGCGUUCUAAAACUGGACCUUGCGAUUUGACAUGUUCAAUCUCUGGCGACUCCUUGCAACUCCUUGCAACGACCCAUUCACACCGCCCCUGCGACGUUCUAAAACCGUCUCGUUGCAAGCCGUAGCAAGGUGAAUCUUUGGUCUGAACUGGGCUUAAGGUGGACAGGCUUGGGGGGGGCCCAUGGGAAUGAAAAAAAAAAUAUUUAUUUCAAAUUUUCAACCACCCCCUAGU